This is a messenger RNA of Erigeron canadensis, 453 nucleotides long. RefSeq lists its product as uncharacterized. Bases 1 to 453 code for a protein of 150 amino acids. The transcript has a single exon. The record is from RefSeq and is a predicted model, not a curated record. Lineage: Eukaryota; Viridiplantae; Streptophyta; Magnoliopsida; Asterales; Asteraceae.
AUGACUGUGGUAGCUGAUGCACUAAGUCGAAAGGAACGGACGAAACCACUUCGAGUUAAAGCAAUGGGUAUGACCAUUCAUACUAAUCUAACCUCUCAUAUUCGUGAAGCUCAACUCGAAGCACUGAAAGAAGAAAACCUCAAGAAUGAAUCCUUAAGAAAUAUGGAAAAACUAUUCGAGGUUAAGGCUGAUGGAGUCCGAUAUUUCUCAGACCGAAUUUGGCUACCCAAUUAUGGAAAUCUGAGAGAAUUAGUGAUGGAUGAAUCUCACAAGUCAAGAUAUUCGAUACAUCCAGGAGCUGAUAAGAUGUAUCAUGGUAUUAAAGACUUGUACUGGUGGCCCAACAUGAAGGCCGACAUAGCUACAUAUGUUGGAAAAUGUCUGACAUGCUCGAAGGUGAAAGCUGAGUAUCAAAAACCAUCUGGGUUAUUACAGCAGCCAGAAAUACCCUAA